GGAUCAGCACCCCCAACUGUUGUGUAUUCCUUCCUGUGUGUACCCACCAGCCCCCUCCUCCCGUCGCCCCCUCCCCUCUCUCCGAAGAUGGCCCGCACCAAGCAGACUGCCCGCAAGACCACCGGUGGUAAGGCCCCGCGCAAGCACCUUGCCACCAAGGCCGCCCGCAAGUCCGUCCCCCCCACCUCCGGUGUCAAGAAGCCCCACCGCUACCGCCCCGGUACCGUCGCUCUGCGUGAGAUUCGCCGCUACCAGAAGUCCACCGAGCUGCUCAUCCGCAAGCUCCCCUUCCAGCGCCUGGUCCGUGAGAUCGCCCAGGACAUCAAGACCGACCUGCGCUUCCAGUCCUCCGCCAUCGGUGCCCUCCAGGAGGCCACCGAGGCCUACCUGGUCUCCCUCUUCGAGGACACCAACCUCUGCGCCAUCCACGCCAAGCGUGUGACCAUCAUGCCCAAGGAUAUCCAGCUGGCCCGCCGCAUCCGUGGUGAGCGCAUCAACUAAAUGCCUCACACACGCCCAAUGUGCUCGGGUGUCCCGCUCUCCGCCUGAGCGGGGGGCCAUAUGUGUAUGCCCGCGAGCGCACGCACAUAUUCCCCCCUCUCUCGUCCGAGAGGGCCGCUUCCUCUCCUCCCUCCCCCACCCAAAGAGCAAGGCAGAGUGACACCCCCCCUGCGUGCCAUGUAGCCGCCUGCUAGCACACCCCCCCGCGUCGGGGGUCGUGCUUCCGGAAAUAGCACAUGCACCACCGCGUCUCUCUUCUCUCUUUUCCCCCAACCCCCCCCGGUGUUUUUUUAACACCACACAGUUUAAUAAUUGAAAGUCUCUCCC
This is a messenger RNA of Fonticula alba, 828 nucleotides long. RefSeq names its product histone. Gene Ontology annotation, molecular function: DNA binding; structural constituent of chromatin; protein heterodimerization activity. The record is from RefSeq and is a predicted model, not a curated record. Bases 88 to 501 code for a protein of 137 amino acids. Gene Ontology annotation, cellular component: nucleosome. NCBI's taxonomy places the organism in Eukaryota, Rotosphaerida, Fonticulaceae. The transcript has a single exon.